Closterium sp. Yama58-4 is the source of this 1689-nucleotide messenger RNA. NCBI's taxonomy places the organism in Eukaryota, Viridiplantae, Streptophyta, Zygnematophyceae, Desmidiales, Closteriaceae. The record is from the annotation of a GenBank genome assembly.
AUGCUUCAGACCCGCGAGCGUUGGAGGAACCCUCCUGCCGAACCAGUAGCUUCGUGGACGGCGAGUAACCCGCUUGCCGUGAUCGAUGGAACGACGGGAAAGCUGGUGAAGAUCGGCAUUUAUCAGAUUUACCAGAAAUUCCAUCGCGAUUUGCCCGCGACGAAGCAGUACGUGUACGGAAAGGACGAGAAAACCGCCGCCUACCCCGGCCCGGUCAUCGUCGCCCAGCGUGGCGUGGAAACCAAGGUGUAUUUCGAGAAUCACCUGCUGGACAAGCAGCACAUGUUCACUGUUGACUACACUCUCAUGCCCGGCAUUCCCAAGCCGAAGCUCGGCGGCAUUCCCGUUGUGAUUCACCGUCACGGCGGUGAGCAGCAAAGUGACAGCGACGGCCACCCUCAAGCGUGGUUCACGCAGUUCGGCGAAACGGGUCCCACGUUCAAGUCCCGUCUCUACACAUACGCCAACAAGCAAAACCCCGCUGCGAUUUGGUACCACGACCAUACUCUCGGCUGGACGCGCCUUAACACCGUCGCCGGAAUCGGCGGGCUCUAUGUGAUUAAGGACCCCAAGGGGUACGAGCGCAAGAUGGGGUGGUUGCCGAGCGGCGCGCGCGAGGUGGCUCUGGCGAUUGCGGAUCGCAUGUUCUUCGCGAACGGGUCGAUCAACUAUCCGAAUGUAGGGAACGUGCCGCGCGUGCACCCGAACUGGAACCCCGAGUAUCUCGGCGACACGAUCGUCGUAAACGGCAAGGUGUGGCCGUACAUGCGAGUGCGCCCCGCAAUGUACCGCAUGCGCCUGCUCAACGCCGCCAAUGCGCGCGUGUUCAACCUCAAGUGGGUGUGCGCCGCGCGCGUCGAUUAUCCCAACUUCGUUCCGCCCAUCCAUGGCCCCGCGAUGUCCGUCAUCCAGAUCGGCACUGACGGCGGGUAUCUCGUUCGCCCUGUGCGCCGCACCGAGGUGCUUCUGGCCCCCGGCGAGCGCGUCGAUCUCCUCGUCGACUUCUCCCUUGUCCCGUCGGACUGCAAGGACGUGAUUAUAACGAACGACGCGCGCGCGCCCUACCCCGCGGGCCAGCCCGUGACGGCGGAAACGGGCGUGGUGAUGCGCAUCAACAUUUUGAAUAAGAAGCGCAUCCCGUCCCCCACAAUUCCCAAGAAGAUCAGCUGGAUGCCCAAGGUGCCUCCGAUCAACAAGGAGCGGUACGCCACGCUCGUCGAAAUCAUGCAGCGCGGGACGAACCUGCCCAUCCGCGUUACAAUCGACGGCAAGUCGUACAUGGACCCCGUUACCGAGACUCCCAAGCAGGGUGACACCGAGGCAUGGUAUCUUAUUAAUCUGUCAGCCGAUGCCCAUCCGAUGCACCUUCAUCUCGUCCAGCACCGCCCUGCCUGGCGCCGCCCAUUUGAUGUAGCUGGUUACCAGUCCGGCCGUUGCUCGUUCACGGACAAAACCAAGCCGAGCUGUUACACUGGUAACCGGCAGCUGGUUGGCUACCACGAGAGGGGUUGGAAGGAUACCACCCUCGCAUUACCCGGGCACGUUCUCAAGAUUAUUAUGACAUUCAAGCGCCAGGACAUGAUGCCGUAUGAGUUCGAUGCCAGCACUGGCCCCGGCUAUGUGUGGCAUUGCCACAUUCUUGACCAUGAAGACAACGAUAUGAUGCGACCCCUGGUCAUCACGAAGUAG